Botrytis porri is the source of this 1164-nucleotide messenger RNA. RefSeq lists its product as uncharacterized. Lineage: Eukaryota; Fungi; Ascomycota; Leotiomycetes; Helotiales; Sclerotiniaceae. The transcript is spliced from 2 exons. Bases 1 to 1164 code for a protein of 387 amino acids. The record is from RefSeq and is a predicted model, not a curated record.
AUGGCAAGAAAACACAAUCAACGACGAGCAAAGACCUUGAUUGCGAAAGUCGAAUACGAAACCAAACCUAUGCCUCCAGCUCCAAAAAGCCCCUUCGGAUCAGAGCUAUGCAAAUCCGUCUUUCUCAAUGACUUAAUUUUGGAUAAGAUCUGCUCGCACCUCGAAUUCAAAGACAUUACCUCGCUCCGUCUUACCACUCGAAAGUUCAAAGAUCAUUACGCAAGGGUCAUGAAAUCUCAAUGGAGUAUCCAUAGGCAACUCUCCUACUACGUCUUUGAUACUGAUCAGUUCAGAGCACGAAUGGGAAUGCAUAAUGUGUUUAUUACUGGUCAGAUCGCACUGCAAUUCUUUGAUCGCAAUAAGACCGGUGUCCCAUUCAAAUUACUAGAUGGAAAUGAUGCAGCAUUGGAAAUGGUAGCUAGCUCUGGAAAUCACGCACAAGCUUUCGCAAAUUAUUUCACUGAAAAAGAGCUCUAUGUUCCUGAUUUUUUGGGCUUUUGUAUGUGUUGUAGAAGCAAGGGAGGCUGUUCGAAAGUAAGACUAUAUAAAAGGGUUAAAACAGAUGGCAGCAUCAGGCGCAUCCAGGUAUCCUUCCUUGAGAACGAUUGGUAUCUUAGAAAUGGCUGUGACUAUGAUUCCAUUGGUAAUGGUCUAUACACGGUAGAUGCUCUCAAGCAUUCCUUGACUACGGCCCAAAUCAACUUCAUCACAUGGAAUAAAGCUUAUUGCCUAUUUCCAAACGCUCUAUCUCAGCACAAACUUAUCUCUUUCGAAACCACCGACACCGCUCGUGCCAAACCUAACUCUUCAUCAGAUUAUGUCAAACGCGGUUGGACGUUAGAUAAGACGUGGACUGCCGAAAUGGGUCGAUAUGACGAAACAAGAGUUGGAUUCAGAAGAAUUGGAGAUUCACAAACUUGGAAGAUCGACUUGCCAAAACUCAAAGUGAAUAGACGGGACAAAAAGUUGCCGGACGUUGUUAUAGAGUGUUCGAACUUUGCCAUCCGGACUCGUGAGAGAUCGGCUUCUGAUGAUGCUGAUUGUGAAUUCUUUACAAUGCACGCAGAUUCUGGCAUUUCAAAAAAAUACAAAUACAUCUACACUUCCAAUGCAUAUUUUGCAUGCCGCGGUUGGCAACCACUUGGUUCUGACCUUAUGGAUUAG